UCUUGAGUUCACAUUGAUUCGUCAGUUUUGCGAUCAUUCAGCAUCAUGCCUGAACCAGCCAAGUCCGCGCCUAAGAAGGGCUCCAAGAAGGCCGUCACGAAGACCGCCGGUAAGGGAGGAAAGAAGCGCAGAAAGUCCAGGAAGGAGAGCUACGCCAUCUACGUGUACAAAGUGCUGAAGCAGGUUCAUCCUGACACCGGCAUCUCCUCCAAGGCGAUGGGCAUCAUGAACUCUUUCGUCAACGACAUCUUCGAGCGCAUCGCCGGUGAGGCGUCUCGUCUCGCUCACUACAACAAGCGCUCCACCAUCACGUCGAGAGAGAUCCAGACCGCCGUGCGUCUGCUGCUGCCCGGUGAGCUGGCCAAACACGCCGUGUCUGAGGGCACCAAGGCCGUCACCAAGUACACCAGCUCCAAGUAGAGUCCCCGAGACUCUCUCAGACCCAAAGGCUCUUUUAAGAGCCACCCAUCUACUCCGAUAAAAGAGACUUUAACUUUAGUGGGGCGUUUUUGGGAUUUUUAUUCACUGUAGUUACAACGGAAAAUAUGUAUAUAAAAUAAACUUCGGGACUCUUUUUAAAGAAUAAAUGUGGAUUAUAGCGAAUUAAAUAAAUAUGCAAAUUGUUUUAA
Ctenopharyngodon idella (grass carp) is the source of this 629-nucleotide messenger RNA. Its product is annotated as histone H2B-like. The coding region runs from base 46 to 420 and encodes 124 amino acids. The record is from RefSeq and is a predicted model, not a curated record. Gene Ontology annotation, molecular function: structural constituent of chromatin; protein heterodimerization activity; DNA binding. Gene Ontology annotation, cellular component: nucleosome. The transcript has a single exon. NCBI's taxonomy places the organism in Eukaryota, Metazoa, Chordata, Actinopteri, Cypriniformes, Xenocyprididae.